This is a messenger RNA of Plasmodium vinckei vinckei, 582 nucleotides long. Its product is annotated as conserved Plasmodium protein, unknown function. The transcript has a single exon. Bases 1 to 582 code for a protein of 193 amino acids. The record is from RefSeq and is a predicted model, not a curated record. NCBI's taxonomy places the organism in Eukaryota, Apicomplexa, Aconoidasida, Haemosporida, Plasmodiidae.
AUGCUAACGUCAAAGGAUAUGAGAAGUUGGACAAUGAGAAGAUUUUUAUGCUUCUCUAUAGGAACAGCAACAAUAAUAUACGCAUUGCUUUUAAUAGUAUUGUCAAUUCUUAUGAUAACUCAUAUGUCACAUUAUAAUGAAACAUUAUUUAUAAUAAUAGCUAUUUUUAAUUGUAUUUGUUCAGGAUUAAUAUUUAUAUCAAUAGCACAUAAAAAUGCAUUUACAGCAUAUAUAGCAUAUAAUAUAGUUAUAAUGAAUUAUAUGAUUGAAGCGAUAGAAUUUUUAAUAUGUUUUUAUCACACAAGUACAAGUCAUAGUGUUCAGUGGUAUUACGACAAUUUUGAUUGGCAUAGAAAAAUAUUAUAUAAUUAUAAUAUGUAUUAUGGUAUUUUAGAAAUGAUAAUUCAUAUUUUUUUAUUUUUAAUAUCCUUUUUUGUUAUAAAAUUAGUAUGGAGCUUUUAUAGAAUUUUACAAAUAGGAGGAAAUAUUUUUUCUUUUCAAAAAGCAGAAGAUAUUGAACGAAUUUUACAUGGCACACAUUAUUAUUCUUAUGGGACUAUUGCGCAUAUUCAUGAAUAUUGA